Molecule: messenger RNA, 2035 nt
Organism: Rhagoletis zephyria (snowberry fruit fly)
Lineage: Eukaryota; Metazoa; Arthropoda; Insecta; Diptera; Tephritidae
Source: RefSeq, a predicted model, not a curated record
CAUCACGUUUGCAUCACAGCAGCACUAGUGUCAGCAACACAUUUUUUAACAAACCAGCAUAUCGCACUACACGGCAUAUAACAACACAUUAAGAAUGACUCGUUUCUCGGCCAAUCGCGCACAUGCGGAAGAACGCGCUGAUAAAUUUACGGUUCUAUGCCGGUUAUGCGGCGGAGCGCAUAGCAUUCGACUAUGCCCCCUUUACCGUGGCAAAGCGGUCGAAGCAAGGCUGCGUGCAGUCCUGCUGCAUAAAUAUUGCCCAAACUGCCUCUCGCCGUUCCACCGCCUCGACAUGUGCAGCAGCACGGAUCGAUGCCACCGAUGUCGCGAAAAGCAUCACACCUCGCUCCAUCUCGAUGACUGCGAAGACCAAAGGCACCCAGCGAACGCGAUCAACGACGGCGAGAGCUCGGACGGGGCACUCUCUAUCGACGUUACGGAGCAGACGAAGUCGUGGGCGCAGCAGGUCGAAGAGGAGGAGUUGGAGGGGUUAGAGAGGACAGACUCUUCCACACAUGAGCGACAAAAGCGCAACUCUGGAACUGGCACACCGAGACCGUUAGACCAGUUACCACUACGCGCGGGCGACGCGGAAUCUCGUUCUUUCCGCUCGCCAACGCGUACACAACACAACUGGCGCGACGCGGAAACUCGUCCUUUCCGCUCGCAAACGCGUCAGCAAUACAACCGACGCGACGCGGAAACUCGUCCUUUCCACUCGCAAACGCGUCAACAACACAACUGGCGGCAACACGGCGGCGCGGAAACCAGUCCUUUCCGCCCGGCAUCACGAUCGCAACGCAAGCCAAAACGACGCGACGGCGCGGAAACUCGUACUUUCCGCUCGUCUAAGCGAUCGUCUAGGCUACGCAAAGCAGCACCAUACCACAAAACUCGCACAAACGACAGCAACAUUAAUUGUCAUGCCUUACAACGCGCUCCACCGAUCGGCUUCCGAACGGGCCGCCUAGUGCAUAGCGGGGAAGAUACGNGAAAAUACGGCAGCUCCGACCGCAUUACGACACAAGCAGUCGUGCUGGACCACCAUAUACGCCUGAGUCCACCGUCGAACCUGGACCCUAAGGUUGCGGCCCCCUUCCAGUACAUGCGAUUGGCGGAUCCGCAAUUCUUUCGCGCGUCACCAAUACGCCUCACACUAGGCCUCGAUUUGUAUGCGGAGAUGAUGGUGAGCGGGACCCCCCCGUCUACCGUGGGUGGCCUGCUGGUCCAGGCGACCAUAACCGCCAACCAUAAACGUAGAUAUUAAGAAAACAAAACCACACAUAUACACACCCUCAUCACACACACACACCUUAAAAUCUAAAUAAAAAAGUGCAUUGAAAUUCCAAACCACGUCUGUUUCAAUUAACGAUGUCCUUUUCUCCACAGCCCCAGCUGAGCCGGUCGCGACGAAAGCGUGGGCGAAUAAGCAGAUCCGCGCAGUACAAAAUCCGCGCUACAUAGUUGAAUAACAUAAGACUUUCCCCACGUGCGUGUGACGGUUGAGACGCGACUCCUUUUUUUCACAGCUUGCUUACCGCAAGGGUGCCGGUAUGUUUAGGUCCUCGACUUAAAUAUAUUGCGCCACCCUAAUACGCGUUUUGUCACUUCAUGUAAGAGCACACAAACACAUGUAUAAGUUUCGGCUAACUUUCCAGCCGCUAACAAUGAGCCCCACUGUACGGUAACUUAGUUGAAGGGAAACUUAACGAAAGUUACAGUGCGGUGGGCUACAUCCCUUUUCGUUUUGCUAGCAAUUUGUCACCUCUUAGAAGACAGCAAGGAGAUCACGUCAGCCAUCACACCACGUUCGGUAAGCCAACUCUUGUGUGCCACACUAUUCAAACUCAUAGAUAUUUACAAAUAAAACGACUUUUAAUUUCAUUGCACUAAAACCACUGUGUCUUUAAUUUACUCUUAUUUUCGUUACAUUAACUUUACACUGGUGCGCUCCAUCUUCGUGCGACGCCACCUGCGUAAAUAACCUGAAUUCAAUAAAAUUUAGGCGGUAGCUGUAAAAAGCUUUAUAUAAAUU